AAAGCUGAUAAGUGUUAAGUUGAAAUAAGAGUUAAGUGCACAAUUCGUAUCGCUAGAGGUUUUACGUAAACACAGCUUUCUGGUGCAUUCACGAAGCAAUACGGGUAGGCACAGGAAAUUGGAAUUCCUUGCCGAACCGUUGUAUAUCCCUGCGAAAGAAGAAGAACAAGAAGGAAAAGCAAAAUUGAAAAAAUCGAAUUUACAAUAAGACCUGGUGCUGAAUAAUCGUGUUACCAAUGAUUAAAUUGUUAAAUACAUUGACGUAAAAGCGUGCAUUUUGUGAGUUUUAAGAAGGUGUUCCCGCCGAGAAGCAAGAUUGUAGCAAUAUGCCGGAGGAAGCGAUCAAAAAUGAAGGUGAAAUCGAAAACGUUCGAGUCGUGGUCCGGGUACGCCCGAUGGACAAAAACGAGCUGGAUUCUAACUGCCAGAAUGUAAUCAAGGUGGACAAAGGGAACCGGAGCAUUACCGUCGUCAAGCCGAAUGCUAAUGCCAGCGAGCCGCCCAAGGUGUACUAUUUUGAUAACGUUUUCGGCGAAGAUUCGACACAGAUUGAUCUCUACGUUGACACUGCGCGGCCGAUCGUCGACAAGGUGCUGGAAGGAUACAAUGGCACCAUUUUGGCAUACGGACAAACGGGUACCGGCAAAACCUACACCAUGUCGGGUAAUCCUGAAUCUCCCCAGACGAAGGGAAUCAUCCCGAACACGUUCGCGCACAUCUUCGGACACAUAGCGCGCGGUAAGGAAAACCAAAAGUUUCUCGUUCGCGUCAGCUACAUGGAAAUCUACAACGAGGAGGUGCGUGAUUUGCUCGGCAAGGAGUUGAACAAAAGCCUGGAAGUGAAGGAACGCGCCGACAUCGGCGUGUUCGUGAAAGACCUGAGCGGGUACGUCGUGCACAACGCGGAUGAUCUCGACAACAUCAUGAAGCUGGGCAACAAGAAUCGAGUCGUUGGUGCGACAAAAAUGAACUCGGAAUCAUCUCGAUCUCAUGCGAUCUUCUCGAUCACCGUUGAAUCGAGCGAAACGGACGAAUCCGGUCGACAGUACGUGCGUAUGGGCAAACUGCAGCUGGUAGACUUGGCCGGUUCCGAGCGGCAGAGCAAAACUCAAUCGUCAGGAUUGCGCCUGAAGGAAGCGACCAAGAUCAACUUGUCACUGUCGGUGCUGGGCAACGUGAUCAGCGCACUUGUCGAUGGUAAAAGCACGCACAUUCCCUAUCGAAACUCGAAACUGACGCGUUUGCUGCAGGACUCGCUUGGUGGCAACAGCAAGACCGUGAUGUGCGCCAGCGUUGGUCCAGCUGAUGCGAACUACGUCGAAACCAUCUCGACGCUCCGGUAUGCGUGCCGUGCGAAGAGCAUCCAGAAUCUGGCACACAUCAACGAGGAACCGAAGGAUGCGUUGUUGCGUCACUUCCAGGAGGAAAUCGAGGAAUUGAAGCGCCAACUAGAGGAGGGCAUUUUCCAGCAAGGAAUCGAGAGUGGCGAAGAGGAGGAAGAAGAAGAGGACGAAGCCGACGGUGAGAAUGACGAGGAUGCGGUGGAAGAGCAGUGCGAACAGGACGCUGACCGGGAGCGGGAGCGGUUGGAGCGCAAGGAAAAGCGUCGUAAGGAGCGGGCUCGAGAGCGGAAAGAAAAGAGCGACGCAGAAAAGGAGCUGUUGGAGAAAAAAGCGAUGGAAAGUCAGCAGGAACUGAAGCAGGCUAAAUCGGAACAAGAUCAGCUGAGAGCUAAGCUUUCGUCGCUGGAGAACAAGAUCCUGGUGGGAGGUGAAAAUCUGCUCGAGAAAGCGAAAGAACAGGAGCUGAUAUUGGAGAACUCGAUAACUGAACUGGAGCAGCGUACCAAGACGGAGCGUGAAUUGAAGGAAAAUUUGCAAAAAAUCGAAGCUGAACGCAUCGACAUCGAAGAGCGGUACAAUUCGCUGCAGGAGGAGUGCGUGGGCAAAACGAAAAAGCUGCAGCGCGUUAUGUCCAUGCUGAUGAGCAUCAAGUCGGAGCUUGCGGAUCAGCAGCAGGAGCAGCAGCGCGAAAAGGAGGGCAUUUACGAGAACAUUCGCAGCCUUUCGCGGGAGCUAGCGCUCUGCGAGUUGGUUAUAAAUUCGUACAUUCCGAAGGAGUAUCAGAACAUGAUCGAAAAGUUCACCCACUGGAACGAGGACAUUGGCGAGUGGCAGCUGAAGUGCGUCGCGUACACCGGCAACAACAUGCGCAAGAACAUCCCAGAACCAAAGGUCAACACCAAAGAGACGGAUCUGGUCGAUCUGUCACACGUGUAUCUCAGCUACAACACGGAGUCGGUCGCGGAACCGAUUCGGGCCAAGACGGCACGUCCGCGCACAUCCGGCAUCGCUCGUCCAACGACCGCUAGGAAAUACUACUAGAGGAAGAAAAAACCGUCAUCAUCCAACUAGAGGAGCAGGGAGAUUUAGAAAAAAAAGAAAGUAUUUUACUAAUGAGGCUGGGUUAUGCUUUUAGCCGAUGAGGCCAACCACUUUGAUUAUCAUCAACAUCCAGUAUGCACCUUUCUUCACGUGAUAGAAUGAUUUCACGGAGUGAUAUUUACCGUAGGGAUGUGCGAGCAGGAGCAUGCAAGGUCUCAGAGUAACGUCAAGGGGGAGGGCAAUUUUAUCGUUUUGUGUCUUGAAGAAAAAAAACCCUUUAGAUGCCCCUUGAUAAUGAGGUAGUUGAACAGAUUGCAUUAAACGCACAACAGCACGGCAAUGGCAAUGACACCGGAAUGUGCAAUUCGAUACUAGUCGCUUUUCAUCGAUCGCAAGAUCGACGUUUGUUAGUUGAUGUGUAAAACUUAACCGAGAUCUUAACCUAUUUUUAUUAUAUGCACUUAAACCGUGACAGGCAUCGCUAUGGACUAGCUAUAGCCAGGAGAAUGUUUCGUCAAUAGAGGUACUCUUGUUUAGGGAAGCCCUCGGGAGGAUUUCAUUCUAAGAGUAAGUUAGUACUGCUUCGGAUAGGUUCGCUUCAUAUAGAAUUUGUGUACGCUUUGCUUCUGUAACACCAAAAGGCUAUUUUCAACUGAUUUCUACCAGAUACGAUAAAAGUGUGUAACGUAAGAAUUAGCAGAGAUGGUCCGGCAGUCGUCGCCCGAAUAAUUUACCUCGUUUCAACCUCAAUCGUACCAGUGAGCAUGAAGAGCCAGGUGAAACCCGGUGUACCAAGUACGCGAGCAGACAAACAAAAGUUAUUGAUAAUUUGAAGGACAGAUGAACAAAAACCAAACCGUUGAGAGGAAUUUGCUGUGGUUGUGACAAUAUUCUAGUAACGUUUAGAUAAAGACAAAGGGUUUAAUUUCGUGUACAGAGUUCCGUUCCGUUUUGGUAGUGUGCGCACUUUCACUUUCGGUUGUUUUAGAGAGUUUUCUUUUCUCGGCACGCAUCUAAACGCAUGUUUUCCAUCGAAUGGGGCAACCAAAACCCGAAAAUAGAAUCCAUCAACCGUCACCUAGUGUGUGUGGCCCAAGUGGGCAUUCAACUAACAGCACUUAGUUGAACGAGUACUCACAGCUCGUCCUGGUUAGUCUGGUUUCAGGCUGGAGUAGCACGUAGCAAACAUCAGGCGGAGAAAGUCGACCUCCUCAGUCAAACGAUGGUAGCAUAAUACUCCCGUAGUGCAGGCGUACCUUAGUAGAGAUCGAACACUUGAAACAAAACAUGUAUUUCUAGGCUAGUCAAAAUGCUGCAACAAUGCUGCAAAAACGCUUACAUAAUAGCACUCGAUCGGAAUUAACGCUUACACACAAAUGCGGUGUAAGAAUGCGUAAGCUUUGCUGCUAAAAUCAAACAUGACUUUGCAUAUGCACUAACCCAGCAGAAGAAUAACCGCAAUACUCAACAACACAUUUGCACAUCCAUUGUACGGAGUUCUUAUAAAAUAUAAAACAUAAAAAACCACACACCGUGUGACUGUUUGGGGUUUUCUUUCUAAUCGAAAGGCGAACGACGAUAAAAACGUGCAAUAAGGUAUCAGUUUAUAGGUUUAAAUAACUGGUAAAUUUGUACAUCCGGAGGUGUGUAAACGUAAUAAAUAAUGUAUGUUUGGUCAGCAUAAAAAAUGCAACCCUCUACGCGCACCUACACUGGUACUAUACACUACCGACUAACACUAAUGCGCAAGCAGUUUUCCUUCCGCCUGGCGGACGAGGGUCCCUGCA
Molecule: messenger RNA, 4171 nt
Organism: Anopheles nili
Lineage: Eukaryota; Metazoa; Arthropoda; Insecta; Diptera; Culicidae
Gene: Klp64D
Product: kinesin-like protein KIF3A
Exons: 5
Coding region: 327-2384 (685 amino acids)
Biological process (GO): microtubule-based movement
Molecular function (GO): microtubule binding; ATP binding; microtubule motor activity
Source: RefSeq, a predicted model, not a curated record